GCGCGUCGUCUUCUGCUUGGCAACGUGCAAAAUGGCUGUCAACGACGUGCUUUCGCUGCUAAAUAUCGUGAAACAUAAGGUUAUAGCGUUAGAUCCGUUGACAAUUGCCGUCUUGUCUGCAGUCAUUGUUAUUCUCUUAACAACGAUUUUGCUACUAAGGAAGACCGCGACUGUACGGCGUGCUGUUCUAAUCGUGGGCCUUUCCGACUCUGGCAAGACGCUGCUUUACUCUCAGCUCGUGGCACAAAAGAAAGUUGAAACCUACACAUCCAUGAAGGAAAACAAGUCAUCUGUUGAUAUCCCCAAGAAGGCUCCCCUCAACCUCGUUGACUUGCCUGGAAACAACAGAAUAAGAGCUAAAUUUUUUGACAACUUCAAAUCUCUCGCUCGAGCCGUCAUCUUUGUUGUGGACAGUUCCAGCUUCUCUCGAGAUGUCAGGGACGUUGCUGAGUUGCUAUACAGUCUCCUGUGUGAUGGUGCUAUCUCCCAACAUUGCCCACCAUUCCUGAUAGUUUGCAAUAAGCAAGACGAAGCCAUGGCCAAAUCAUCAAAGGUGGUCCAGUCACAGCUGGAAAAGGAAAUGAAUGUCCUGCGUUCAACCCAAGUGUCAGCCCUAGAAUCCACCGAAGGACAGUCAAACAAUAAUACAUUCUUAGGAAAACGAGGCAAGGACUUCCAGUUCAUGGACCUCAAGCCAAUCGCUGUGGACUUUGUGGAGUUCAGUGCAGCCGCACCUGAAGAGUCCCAGUUAAGCUGCCUUCGAAGUUGGCUGGCAAAGGUUGCCUAAUGUAAUUUAUAUUUCUACUUAAAGCGUUCUACUUGGGUACCAUAGGAAUUAAUUAACGCAUUCUUAAAAUGUAAGGCUUUAUUUCAUUCAUAGCCACCCUUCAGAACAGUGCAGCAAAGUCUGCAAAGGAGUCCGCUCUCCGUUGCACUCGUAAAUCUGAAAAUCUAAUAUCACAUGAGAAACAUCUUGCAAGCCGUGAAUAGAUGCCAUUUCCCUCAUCUCGCAGCCUUCUGUCACAUCGCAGGUGUGAAAUGCGACACCCCUGUUGUCGUCUGUUAGCAAAUGCAGAGAGGCCAGGACAGGCUGAUGGUCUUUGCUUGAAAGCACACUAUGAUAGCACUCUUCCCCAGCCUUGAUACAAUCUGAAAAGUGUGGGAGGAGACAUGUUUAGGGUUGCUAAAUGUCACACACACAUUGUGCAUUAACUGGUACAGUGCAAUCCCGUUAAUUCGAACUGACGCUCAGGUUGCAUCACAACCGUGUACUUGAAUGGGGGGGAAAUGCCUGGUAAUUCGAACGCAUAAACAUACGCAAUGGUACAGUUGCCUAGCUGUGCGUUGCUCGCAUGUCAGUGACACGUUUGCUCAUUAAGUAGUAAGUUCACUUAUUAUACUUAUAAGACUGAAAGGCAAUGCCUGUGCUGCAAGAAGUGAAUCACUGCAAUGGUGUGUGCAAACACGACUGGCGUGGAAGGAUGUCACUGAUGCAUAGACUGCAGAGCAAGGACGCCUCUUGUUGAUUGCAGCUAGUAUGCAUUGCCAGAGUAUCAGGCCCUCAUUCAGAGAGACUCCGCUUUCUUUGAACAAACCUUCAGUCCCUUUCCAAUUCCAAUUAACCAGAUUGCACUUUGUAGCUGGUAUAUGAUGGCAGCAAUUUGACAACAUAUGCAUCACAAGUUGUACAAUAGUUGCUCAUCAUCAUCAUCAUCUUAACACAGUGCAAACCAUAACUGAAGAUAUUGGUUGUGUUCAUUUAUUCAACUUGCACGACCCAUGAGUUGGAGUCGUUACGUGUGAGUGUCAUCAUCAUACGUCAUCGACUCCAGCGACCUGCAUCGAGGAGGGAGUCGCUGAGAGUCGACUCUCGAGCACCCGUAGUGUUGAAUCCUCGAAUUUUAGAGCGGGAGUCAGUGCCAGGGUGAUGAGGUCACGAGAGGCACGCCGCAGCAUUUUCGUCCACCAAGAGUGGGCUCUCGUGUCGAAUAAAUGAACACAAACAUUGUGUGUGACUGUCCAUUCCAUUCCACACUGUCACUUCAGUUACCCUGCAGUUACCUCCCCGCCCUCAGUGCUGUAUGUUGUACAAACGUUUAAAACUUACCACGUGCGUUAACUAGCAGACGCUCGGCUAAAAAUCAAACAGCGUCGGCCAUCAUCUUGCGGAAGUCUGAGAGAAGGUUGUAAUCGGGGUCGUCGUCUAUGUCGACCAAGUCCUCUGCAGAACCAUGCCGACGAAAGCUCGAGUUGUAACGGUACAGGGACAGCGGACAUGGCAGAAGCUCGGGCAUCACAGAGUGGUGGGUGAUAAGGGACGUGAGUGUAGUGAAUUCCUUGGUGAAGCCCUGGAAAAAGAAAAGGUCCUUGCGUAAAAUGAAACGUUAUUUUUUACUUAGAACUAGGGUUUUGGGUUUGCAGAGUUUGCCACUGGUUUAUUUUUUUGCAUAUUCUGAAGGAGUUUAUUGCUUUACCACCGAGUUAAUACACACACAAAAAAGGAGAAAAGGUGACGGCUACCUUGCAAAACCAGGAACCCAACCUAUAACACUACUCUAUCAGUCAAGCAUGAAUGGGCUGGUAUGCUGUGCUAGGAAAAUAACUGUUCUUUGAAGUUUUCUUUUUUUUUUUGUGCCAAAUGCUGUAUUUUGUACUGUGAAGUGGAAUACCAUUAAUAGGCCCCUUGCACAUUAUAUCAUUGCUCCCAUUCCAUUGGCUCUCCUCUUGGGAGAUAAUAGUUUUCACAGAAUCUGAUUACUGCAUUUGCUCAUAACACAGCCAUUCAAAAGGCAGAAAUGUGUACACAGGAGUAGGUAAUGAACUUAAAGAAACUUCGACUGCUGUGCUUGUAACUGAGCAGGUGUAACUACGGGUCUCUGGUGUCUCAACUCACGUCAUGCCAUUUCAUCCAACCUGUAGAUCAUUUUCUAUGACAUCACAUUUCAUGGCAUGUCAGUGUGGUGGUAAUGAUAGAGUCACAUCAUCACAGUGUUGUAUACUUCUUCGUUGGUGCCUAAUACCGCUCUGAACAAAUAUUCUAUGUAGGCAUACCAUUGCUACAACUACCGGUUAAUGUGGCACAUUACAAAUCAUCACAGAUGUGAAAGUUUGAGCGAAUGUGCAUUACCACCCAUGUCUCAGUGAAUAUCUAUGGAAAUAAAUGUAGCAAGAAAAGAUUCCCUACCUUGAUCUUGUAGCCCUUGUUGGUGUGCAUGAUGAGGUAGUGUGAAAUGCCCGUUGGUUGAAAGCUCCUCGGAACCCUCAAGGAGAGGGCGAAACAGCCAGGCUUUGUUGUACUUUUCCUUACCAUGAAGGACCCAAUAGGUUCUUGUCCAAGUACUUCCAGUGCAAUCUCUCUGCAAUGUCGACAUAGGAACAGUUAGCCUUCCAGUGCCAGUUGUAGAAAACUGUUCUGAAGAUCUUAUCUUAACUGAGUGAUUACUUAUAUAAAUCAUGUAAAUUGUAUCUGACUAAGCCAUUGCUCAAACCAAAGCCAAUUGUCAUAUAAGAUGGCCUGUUUUCUGAUGCUAAAUGCAUGAAGUCUGUCAUGCAUGCUGAGGGUCUUGAUGCAUUGAAAAAAAAUAAAUAAAUAAAUAAAUAAAUGAUUUUAAAUUUUC
This is a messenger RNA of Ornithodoros turicata, 3617 nucleotides long. It is a transcript of the gene SrpRbeta, whose product is annotated as signal recognition particle receptor subunit beta-like. Lineage: Eukaryota; Metazoa; Arthropoda; Arachnida; Ixodida; Argasidae. The record is from RefSeq and is a predicted model, not a curated record. The coding region runs from base 32 to 787 and encodes 251 amino acids. The transcript is spliced from 8 exons.